UAGAUCCUACGUAAAUACGAUACUGUUUUAACAUGUUUUUGUCGGAUAAUUGUAAUUUCAAUAAUAAUAUAAAAAGGGAGGACUUGUAAGAAAUGUGCAUAUCACCAGGGAGUACAACUGAAUCAUUAGAUGAAGUAUAUAUUAACUUUGAGAUUGGUGUAGAAGGAGAAAGUUGGAUUACCACUUUACCUAACGUAAACAAAUCAAUAUCAACACAUAGAUUUGGCCGACUUAAAACCUGGCAUUUACAAGUAAUAAAGCCCGACAAAGAUGGCGAUCAUUUAGUUUCAACAGCUAUUAUUCUUGGAAAAACAGAUAUAGCAAUGAUGCUUAUAGAUUUAAUUCCCGACUAUAAGUGGUUAUCGAGGCAAAACAACAUGUUUCAAACGGCUCUUCAUAUAGCUACCCUUACAAACAACUUACACGUUGUCCGGAGACUUAUUGUGGCUGGAAUAAAUAUAAGUAAACAGGAUUGGGGAGGGAACACCGCCUUGCAUAUAGCGUGUCAGAAAGGACUAAAAGCUAUUGCUGCGGCGAUAUUGACGCCAGUCAAGUAUACGGAGACGAAAUUGAACUCAUACGAAAUCCCAUACCAAGCCAUACCUCAAAAUUUGGAAAUCAGAAACGCUGAUGGUUUAACAUGCCUUCUUAUAGCCGUUACAAACAAAGACCGGGAUAUCAUUGAUUUACUCAUUGACAGGGAAGCGGAUAUUAACGCAUUUGAUUUAAAAUCCGGAAAGACAUGUUUACACAUUCUUACAGAAUAUUGUGAUUGCGCAUUGAUAAAGUUCAUGCUAUCAAAGUCAAGAAUAAAUGUGAACGCUAAGACCUAUUCGGGAUAUACCGCGUUACAGCUAGCUAUUUCUAGAGGUUAUGACCAAAUAGUGUACUUGCUAAGAUGUGCUGGUGCAGAUGAAAUUAUAUCUGAUGAAGAAAUAAGUUCUGACUCAAGUGAUUAGAUUUAACUACUUAUAGAUGUAUUUUUCUCUCAAUCAAAUUUGUCUUUGUUGUGCUAUUAUUAUAAAAUGUUUCGUGACUACAUGUGUGAAGUUGAGUCAAACGAUACGUAACCUGAUUACAUAAACAGCCAGUUUAAAUUAAAUUCGAUCAACCAUAAUGAUAAUUCUACGUAUUACACUAAUGAUAUUACAUUGCAGGGUUAAUAAAUAAACACCUGCGAACGGUGGCAUAAAAGGGAAAUUGGAAAUCUUUUAAUUUCUACGUUCCUUUUAUGUCAUGAUACCUACGUGAUUACAGCAUUAUUGUUUACAUGUCAUUGUGUUCGAUCAAUUGACAAAUCUUAAAAUCGGAUAUCAUUUGUUUUCAACUUGUCAAUGAAUACUUCAAUAUUGAUUUCUAAUAUGUUCACGCUGCAUCACUAUGGAUGAGCCAAAUUAUUUCAAGAAAAUCAACCUUCAAAAAGUUGAAUUUAGAUUGGGACAUUCAAAUUGUGUUCUCUAUAUCAGGAAUUCCUUGUAAGCAUAUGACAAAUUCUCUCCUUAUGUUAAUAGCUUUUAUAGAGAACCAACUUAUUUGAACUGAACAUUUUCCACCAACUUCCAUUUCUGAUUAAGGUAUUAAAUUUAUAACUCAUCUGAGUUUGAGAUUGUCACCUCAUUUCAAUUCGAAUGUGUAUUCAAUUUAUGACACUUACAUGUUGUACAAAAUGCAUUUAUAAAACAAAGCUAAUGAAGAGUAAUAUCUUUAAUCUGUAAGUCUGUAUAGAUAAAUAUCAUCAGUCUUUAAUUUCGGAUAUGUUUAACUGUCGUAAAUUGUGACACGUUUUGUUUACAUUGCUUUUUUAACGCCUUUAAAAAUAGGCUUUACCAUGUAUUUAUUGAUCGGUGUCUUUGUAAAACGUGUGAUUUAAGUUUGCAAUAUCAAUGAUAUAUUUCAUAAUGAGCUAUUUCUAAAUAAAAAACUAUAUGUUUACUGAUAGUUAUACAAGUUUUUACAGUAAUUAGUAAUUUUACUUCAAAUAUGUUUAAAUGUAAUUGUAUAUGUAAUGAAAGCUUGUACGUGACACUUUUUGAGAGUUAUUUUUCGUACAAAAGAUUCUGUUUUGUUACGUUCUGUUCUGUACAAGUUGCUAACGGGAUAUACGGAAGAAUACACUUGAAUGAGAUAAAUACGACCGUGGCGCUAAAGAUAACAUACAUCAGCGGUAUAAAAUUUAGUUCUUUCAAGGCUAGAUCAUUUAAAAAUUAAAACAAACUUAUCUUAAAACGAUACAUUGUAUAUUUUAGGGGAUAAUUCCUUAACAUACUUUUCGAUUAUGAAAGAAAUUAAACAUGAAGCAUUUUGUACACAAAUCUUUAUUACUUUAUGCUUUACUGUUCACUUUAACUAGCCCAAAGCCUAGAAGAACUUGGGCCAAAAUCAAAACAAAUUGUCAAAGAAAACUUUAACAAAUGAACAUCAGCGUAAAACACGUUCAAAGCUGAAAUUCGAUAUUAUACAAAUGUUAUAAGAGCCCUUGAACGGAAGUAAAGCAUAUGCUUUUUAACUGAUGGGUCGAUACCACUUUACAAUUAACUACCGUCAAACCCAUUUUUUUUUCAUCUUGUUUAAUGCCUGUUUGUCUUAGGUUACGACUGAAUCUAAAAGUGGAUCAAAUAAAGUUCAGGACAAUAUUUUUUGCAAUUUUGUAAUUAUGUAAGCAAACGUCUUUAGACAGAUAAAAGAAAACAAUAUAUUAUUCAAACUUUAUCUUUGUUUAUGAAUAAAUAAUAACCAGACGAGAAGUAAAGAAAAGAAAAAAAUAUCAUGUUUUUAUCAUGGUCAUUAUCAAGUAAUAAUAAGGGUUUUUUGUUUGUGUGGUUUUUUCUUUUGUUUUUUUUUUGUUGUUGUUUUUUUGUUGUUGUUUUUUUGUUGUUGUUGUUGUUUUAGGGGGUAGUAUUUUGUGUUGGUGGACUUUGAAUUUUAAAAUACGUGUUCAUUUGUUAUCCUUAAGUAAUUAAACACAAACGGAUAGUAAGUCUAACAAAAUUUACUUUAAAAAUUUGUAUUGUUGUAGGGCACUAAUUCAUUAGUGUAAUGGUGAAUGCAUUUAAAUAUCAUAAUUUAAACAGAAAUUAUAUGUAAAUUUUAAAACAAAAGUACAUAGUAAGUCAUUUACUAAGAACAAUCACAAUAAAAACUAUUUCUAAAUGCCGAUUUGUUCUUUUGGUUGAAUUGUUCAAUCUUCUAUUGUACAGUGGAGCCUUGCUAAUCCAAACCCUUCUAAUCCGGAAUCCUCUCUUAUCUGAACAAAGUGUCCGGUCCCGAUUUUAUUCAUUCUAUUUUCAAUAGUAAAAAACCUUUCGGAUCCGGAACCUGUCUACUCCGAAUUCCGGACGAUUUUUUCAAUUUUUGUUUUUAUUUACUCUGAAAUUAGCCCCUCGGAUCCGAACAGAUAUUUGUCAAAUGUCACACCAAUAUUCAAAAUAACAAACAAUCGCACAUCUUGAAGAUGUUAACAUACACCAAACUGAUGAGAGUAAUUUCUCUUGAUUAACGGGUGAAACGUAUGAUCUGCGAAGGUGUGAAAGUUACACUUAGCUUGCCUUUAUAUCUACUAUAAUUGCUUAAUUGAUUGUUUUUCGUCACCUUCAAUAAAUAUUCUGAUACAAUGCAUUAGAAAUAUCUUUAAAUCUUUUGUAAUGAAUUUUAUAACACGUGAUUAAGUAACGGAAAUUAAUGGAAACCGUCAUUGAAUGUACCACAUUAUGUCACAUUACGGUGUUCAGUCAACAACACCGGCUAUCCUCGAUUUUUAAACAGUAAUUGGAAAUUAAUUGUCAGUUACUCGGUUAGAGAGUAAUUAGUUUAAGUUAUUUGUUGCAUACCAAAAACAAUUAACACACAGGUUUAAGAGAAUCAUUUCAGAAAAAAUGGAAUACUUUGAGUUAUAAGUUAUACAUAAAGUUCGUUGAUGCAUUUACAUGUAAAUGAUUACUGCGGCAACAACACAUUUGAAAUACAUUAUCUUUGAACUUGUUUUAAUCUUUCAUAAUUAUAUUGAUUUUUUAUUCCAGCGCAGUAUUUUAUUGUGUUGCCAAUGUUGAUUUAUUGACUAAUAAAAAGAUGUUUUCACUAAAUGUCACAUGGC
Molecule: messenger RNA, 4090 nt
Organism: Ruditapes philippinarum (Manila clam)
Lineage: Eukaryota; Metazoa; Mollusca; Bivalvia; Venerida; Veneridae
Product: NF-kappa-B inhibitor cactus-like
Exons: 1
Coding region: 93-959 (288 amino acids)
Molecular function (GO): protein binding
Source: RefSeq, a predicted model, not a curated record